Molecule: messenger RNA, 3727 nt
Organism: Durio zibethinus
Lineage: Eukaryota; Viridiplantae; Streptophyta; Magnoliopsida; Malvales; Malvaceae
Product: E3 ubiquitin-protein ligase WAV3-like
Source: RefSeq, a predicted model, not a curated record
UGAAUUGGAAGCCUCGAUUUUUGCAUCUUGGUGCUACUGUACCAACAAAAACAAAACACUACCAUUGGACAAGGAGAAGUGUUGGGUUUGGCUUUCCAGAAAUGAACCAAUUGGUCAAAACACAGUUUGAGAUGGCUGAGCAUGUGUUUUGAUUUUGACUAAUCAUCUGUCUUCAAAGUAACCAAGACAAAGCAGCAUUCUUUUGGGGUAAAUUGAUGCAUGAACUGGCCGACAUUACUCAUCAGUGGCAAUGAUGAAAACAAAGUAAAAGUUAAGGGCAAAUUCUCAAAAACAGAACUUCAAAAAUGGCUUAUUUUUUAACAGCUCCAUUGCAUUUCUGAAGGUCAAAAGCUUCCUUUCCCUUGGCUUCCUCUCUCUCUUGCUCAAUUAACCUCGCUUGAAAUUCAUUAACUCCAGACCUUUUGAAUUUACAGCUCACAACCUCAAAGAGAUGUUUCCUUCCUUUGCCUUCUUACAGCAACAAUCGAUUUACUAGUCUUCAAUCAAAAUGCUGCCCUUGCCUAACAUGUCUGGUUUUUCAACAUCCUGAAAAACUAAAAGAACUGGCUUUUACUACAAAGGAUAGAUCUUGAAGCUGAAGAAACCAAAUCCAAAGUGUUUUUUUUUUAUUUUUAUGAUGGCAAGUAAAUGGAGGAAAGCAAAGCUGGCUCUUGGCCUGAACAUGUGUUUGUAUGUGCCUCAUCAAAAGCUUGAAGAUUCAUUGCCUUCAUCAUCAUCAACAACAUCAUUCAUUAAGCAUCAUCAUGAUGCCGCUGCUAAUGUUCCUUCAAGGUUUUCUUCAGAUUCUGUUCCUCUGUCUCCAGUUUCUCCUCCAGGCAACGAGUGCCGCCCCACAACUCCGACCCCUUCCUCUUCCGAGCUCCGGGUGUCCAAAUCUAGCCCAAAAUCUUCCAAGAGAACCUGUUCAAUAUGCCUGACAGCUAUGAAACCAGGCCAAGGCCAUGCUAUUUUCAUGGCAGAAUGCUCCCAUUCUUUCCACUUUCACUGUAUAACUUCCAAUGUAAAACAUGGAAAUCAGAUUUGUCCAGUUUGCAGAGCAAAAUGGAAGGAAAUUCCCUUUCAGUGCCCUGCUUCUGAUCUUCCCAAUGGAAGGUCUAGAAUCAACCCAACAGAUUGGCCCCGGGAUGAUACAUGGAUGACUAUCGUAAGAAGGCUAGCUUCCUCUCGGUUAGAUUCGACUAGGCAGAUUUCUUCACUUUUUCAUGCCUCUGAGCCGGGAACCUUUGAUGAUGAUGAAGUCCUAGAUCAGCAGGUUGAGAGUACGGAAGAACAUAUCUUUGUCAAGGAUGCUUCUAAGAAUAAUUCUAUUGGAGCAAUAGAAGUUAAAACAUACCCUGAAGUUUCGGCCGUUCCAAGAGCAACCUGUCAUAAUAACUUUGCCAUAUUAAUCCAUCUCAAGGCUCCCCAUACAAGUGGAAGGCUAGAUAGCAGAAAUCAAAUGAUAUUUUCCCCCACGACUCAAAAUUCUCGUGCCCCAGUUGACCUUGUCACUGUUCUUGAUGUUAGUGGCAGCAUGGCGGGUACCAAGCUUGCGUUGCUAAAACGAGCUAUGGGGUUUGUGAUACAGCAUCUUGGGCCCUCUGACCGGCUUUCUGUUAUAGCAUUCUCCUCCACAGCCCGUCGCCUCUUUCCUCUUUGCCGGAUGACUGAGACUGGACGGCAGGAAGCAUUGCAGGCUGUUAACUCUCUUACUUCAAAUGGUGGGACAAAUAUUGCUGAAGGACUUAGGAAAGGUGCCAAGGUGAUAGUAGAUCGAAAGUGGAAGAACCCGGUUGGAAGCAUCGUACUGUUAUCGGAUGGGCAGGACACUUAUACUGUCACAAGUCCUAGUGGAGCUCGUUCCAGGAAAGAUUAUAAAUCACUUCUUCCUAUCUCAAUUCAGCGAGAUGGUGGGGCAGGUAUCCAUAUCCCUGUGCAUGCCUUUGGGUUUGGUGCGGAUCAUGAUGCUGCUUCAAUGCAUUCAAUUUCUGAGAUAUCUGGGGGUACAUAUUCUUUCAUAGAAGCUGAGGGUGUGAUCCAAGAUGCUUUUGCCCAAUGCAUUGGAGGGCUCUUAAGUGUGGUAGUGCAGGAGACAUGUGUUCAAGUUGAGUGUGUGCAUCCAAAUUUGCUAAUUAAUUUGAUAAAGGCUGGGAGUUAUCGAACCAGCAUUACAGCUGGUGCAAAAGCAGGUUCUAUUGAUGUAGGAGACUUGUAUGCUGAAGAAGAAAGAGAUUUUUUGGUGACGGUCAAUGUUCCAGUUGAUGAAUCCAGUGAUGAGAUGUCAUUGCUGAAAGUUAGAUGUAUUUACAGAGACCCCAUAUCAAAAGAAAUGGUGUCUUUGGAAGAAGCCAAUGAAGUAAAGAUCCAGAGGCCCACAAUAAUAAUUGGACAACCAGUAGUGUCAAUGGAAGUAGACAGGCAGCGAAACAGGCUCCGCGCUGCAGAGGCUAUGGCUGAGGCCAGAGCUGCUGCUGAACAUGGUGAUCUCAGUGGUGCUGUCUCUCUCCUUGAGAGUUGUCGCAGGGCUUUAUCAGAAACCAUUUGUGCACAGGCUGGUGACAGGUUAUGUGUUGCACUAUGUGCUGAGCUAAAGGAGAUGCAAGAAAGAAUGGCAAACCGUUGUGUAUACGAAUCAUCUGGAAGGGCUUACGUGUUGUCUGGUUUGAGCUCACAUUCGUGGCAGAGAGCAACUGCACGAGGUGAUUCCACCGAUAGUACAAGCCUUGUUCAAGCUUACCAAACUCCUACCAUGACAGACAUGGUGACCCGUUCUCAGACCAUGUUCUUUGGGAACCCUCCACAACGAAAGCUUCGACAAGCUCAGUCAUUUCCAGUCCGUCCGGAGCCAAGGUAAUCAUUGACGAAAUCUUCAAAUAUUCUCCUCACCCUACAUUCAAUUUCUAUAUCCACAAACCUUUUGUUUUGUGAAAUAUUUGUUUCUUAUUUUUGUGGCUUGGGAAGCGGGGUAUAAAUUGGAGUAAAAGAAACGGGGCUAGGUGUUUUUACAUGGUGGGUAUAUUUUCUUGUUCUGAUAUGUAAAUUAAUAAAAAUUGGAGACAAUUGAAAUGAAUGGUUUGAAAGAAGAUAAAAUGAAGGCGACAAAAAGGAGAAUCUGAGACAUGAUGGAGCAUUGUACAUCGGGAGCAAUGUUUUUUUUUCCUCUCCAAAAAGGUAUAGCCAUGUAAUUGUGGGAUAGUUGGGGUGAAUUCUUCACUUAAAUGUAUGAUAUGGUAUAUCUGCUUUUGAUUCUUUUUCCCAAAAUUUGCCUAAUAAUGAGAAUUUGCUGGAAAACAAAAGCAUAUGCUUUAUUGUUACAUGAACUUGGCAUUAAUAUUAAUUCUGUUUGAUUCCAAAUUCUGGUCCCAAUCUAAAGUCUACUCAUUGCUGACUCUGUACUCGAUACCUUAUCAAGUUCUUCCGCUAACAAAAUCUGAAUUCUUUUCGAAAAGGACCAACAUCAUCAAAUUAUUGCAAGGUUACUGCUCUGGGGUUACAUGAUUUUCUGUCAAAUUUCUAAAAGCCAAAAUUCAUGGUGAACUAUGUUGAAGAAGAAAAUAUCAUUAAGGAAUAAAGUAAUCAUUAAGCCAACCAUUGAAAAUGGUGCAAAAAAUUCCUCCUUUAAUUGGAGGUGCCAUGGACCACAUAACUACUGGUGGCUACUCAAUUCCAUGUUGGACACCAAUAAAUCAAAACCAACUUUUUAAUAUUUCAUUUUGUUCAUGAUUAA